AUGUCCCUCCGUUCCGCCUGGACCAAACUAACCAGCUAUGCCCAGCCAUUGAAAAGCAUAUUCAAAGGCGCCCAGCUUCGUGCUGUCCCUGCUAGCACUACCAGCUCUACUUUGUAUCCGAAUGUUGGCAAGGCGGGUGCUGCCGACAGCUUGAUAAGCCAUGGCACAACCACGGCAAAACAUCAAACCUCUCCUCACAUCGGGGUAUCUGACGAGAUUCUAAAGGCCGCCAAAGGUCUUCACAGUGUGGACCGGAAGCAUCAAGAUCGGUUCAGUAGUCCGAUCCUUGGGAUUCAGAAGGAAGAUGAAGACCUAAUAGAUGCGAAUCAAGGUGCAAAUAAAGCCGAACCCGGUGGUGAAAUCCCAGACCAGGGGAGCGGAACUGGCCUGGUUGAUUCUUCCACGAGUACCACAAAACAAAGACGAAAGAAGAAAAAGAAGGGUUUGAAGAACUCAGAACCAGGAGCGUACCAAGAAGCUAAGGUGUUAAUCGAUAACCUAUUGGAUUCGAUCUCUGAUCCGAGAAUUGGGUCCUUAGGAUACUAUUCUCCCGAGCAGAUGAAACCUAAGAACUCAAAGGUUACAAUUGACGCAUUGCUAGAGUCAAUUCCUACUUCGACAGCAAGCCUAUCGAAGCCAUCAUCAGAAGAGAAUCCAAUGAGAAGACGAAAGGCAGAGAUGCCAGUCGCGGACCCGAAAGUGGAUAGUUCCGAUAGCGAGCCUCAUGUCAAUAUCACUAAUACCUCGCCACCAUGGAGAAACAAGUAUGUUUCAAGGGCAUACCACAUCCUCCGCUUGGAAAACUGUGGUGCCACAAUGAUCAAAAGCGACAUUGAAAGGAUAUUCUCCAACUACCAUGCUCGGAGGCUCGGCUGGAAUUUUACGGUCAUACCCGCGAGAUCCAAUCCUCGUCUACAGCGUAGAAAUCGCUACUAUCUAUACUUCGACUCUGAUGAGGCUGCCAACCAUCAUCUUGCACACUUUCUCGAACUUCUAAGAUCUGAGAAGCUACAUGGGCGGUCUUCGGAUAUCACUUUGCCGCCCCCCGCAGCCGCACAGACAUUCCUCGAAUCAAAACCUGCCGGCCUCGAUCUCAGUUCAGAGGCUUUACAGGGCAGUCCCGCGUCUGUGACUAAAUAUUGGGUCCCGAACUUAGUUCUUGUUGACCCGCUUAAAAUGCCUCUUGACGGGGUGAUCCCGAACUUGCUAUAUCAGGCAGAAGGUGCACCCGGGCGGACAGUGUUGAUCGCGCUAUGUGCGAAUUCACACUGGCAGGUGUUGCAAGUGUGGUUGAAGUAUUCGCUAAUUGAGAAGCACGGGUUUGGAAGAUGGCUAGUACCGGGGGGUGAUAGGGAUGGAUACGGUCUUGAGCGAAUCCCGAUAGUUGGGCCUAAUACCCCCGAGCCUUCCCAAGGAGGGAGAUGGGUAGUGAGAUUCCGUGAUGGUUAUACAAGCGAGGCGGAGAGGCUUGUGAGGGACUGGGAUGGGAAGUGGGUAAAUGUACGGGGGAAAUGGGGCCGCCUUAGGGCAGAAGUGCUGUGGUGA
Orbilia oligospora ATCC 24927 is the source of this 1545-nucleotide messenger RNA. RefSeq lists its product as uncharacterized. NCBI's taxonomy places the organism in Eukaryota, Fungi, Ascomycota, Orbiliomycetes, Orbiliales, Orbiliaceae. The transcript has a single exon. The record is from RefSeq and is a predicted model, not a curated record. Bases 1 to 1545 code for a protein of 514 amino acids.